AUGUACGCUAGCUCCCUCCUCAGACUCCUGGCCUUCGCGGCCGCGGCCUCUGCUGUGCCGCCCAAGCGUUCCUACACCGCGCACUCGUCAAGCUCUAUCGAGAAUCUGAAGAGACAUAUCAAGAAUGUUGUCGUUCUGGAGAUGGAGAACCGCUCCUUGGAUAACUUACUGGGCGGCCAGACGAUCAAGGGUCUUGAGAACCCCAUCAACAACGGUCCCUUCUGCAACCCUUACAAUCUAACCGAGCCCUCGCAAGGCACGGUCUGCAGCAGUGCAAAGAACAUGGAUUCCAUUCUAGAUGACCCUGACCACUCGGUGACUGGCAACAACAUCGAAUUCUACGGUACCUUCACUCCCAACAAUGCCGACAUCGCUAGCGGCAAGUUGACUCCUGCACAGAAGGGCUUCGUGUACGAGCAGCUGCGCUAUUAUGGGGACGAUGCCAACAAGACUGUGCUCGCGAAGCAGGUCCUCAACUAUUACACCGAAGAGCAGGUACCAGUGUUGACGAGCCUGGUGCAGAACUACCUCACUUUCAAUCAUUGGCACUCAGAUUUCCCUGGCCCUACGGCCCCAAACCGCGCCUUCGUGCUCUCUGGGACCUCUGCUGGCCAUGGCACCAACGACGAGGAUUUUGACGCUGACAAGCACGGUCUCACCCAGCGCAGCAUCUUUCAACAGCUGUCUGAAACCAACCGCACCUGGAAAAACUACUACACCGACCCAGCUGAACAGAUGGUUGACGCCUGGUUCUUUAAUUGGACCUUUACCAGCGGUAACCAAGGGCUAGCCGUGCCAUUAGAUAACUUCUACACCGACGCGGCAGCUGGCACGCUGCUCGAUUUCAGCUUCAUCGAGCCAUCCUGCUGUGGCCUGGGCACGACCUCAAUGCACCCGACGGGCCUAAUCUCCCAGGGCGAAACUCUCAUCAAAAAUGUGUACGCCGCGCUCCGCGCCAGUCCUCAUUGGAACCAGACCCUUUUCAUCCUGACCUUCGACGAAACGGGCGGUUUCCAUGACCACGUCCCGCCGCCUCUAGCCCCGCGCCCGGAUGAACUGACCUACACCGAGGAGGCCCCGAAUGGCGAGGAUUAUACUUUCUCCUUUGAUCGGCUAGGUGGCCGUGUCCCGACGCUCCUGAUUUCGCCGUGGGUCGCUAAGGGUGUGGUUGAGCAGAAAGGGACUAACUCGGAUGGAGAGACGGUUUCGUACUCUGCUUCUUCGCUGCUCAGGACACUAGGGUAUCUCUGGGACUUUGAGCCGUUUACACCGCGUGUUGGUGGCUCUGCUUCAUUUGAUCAUUUGAUUCAGAGUUCCAAGCGUACGGAUACACCUGUUUCGUUGCCGGACCCGAAGCCCUUUAAACAGAUACUGAAAGUGCAAAAGCCUCAACAGCAACUUGGAUAA
Messenger RNA from Penicillium cinerascens, 1407 nucleotides. RefSeq lists its product as uncharacterized. Bases 1 to 1407 code for a protein of 468 amino acids. The record is from RefSeq and is a predicted model, not a curated record. Gene Ontology annotation, biological process: phospholipid catabolic process. The transcript has 2 exons. Lineage: Eukaryota; Fungi; Ascomycota; Eurotiomycetes; Eurotiales; Aspergillaceae. Gene Ontology annotation, molecular function: hydrolase activity, acting on ester bonds.